AUGUAUAAACGUGUGGAGAAACGGCUCAAGAAACACCAAAAAGAGGAGGAAUUAGGGUUGAAUGAUGAGAUGAAAGAGGUUCUCGGUAUGCACGACACAGACUCAGAUGAAUCGUCGUCGGGAGAGUCACACGGUGGAGACAGCGACGGUGAUGACUUCGCUGAGGAUACAGAGGGUAUUGCGGACGGACACGAGGACGAGGAUGAUUUGGAGGGUGAACAGGACACGGACGAUGAUCUGGAGGAAGACGACGAGCCGCCCAUGUCUAUUGCUAAGGCCGUCGUUGAUCCUAUUUACACCAUCUCCCUCGAGCCUAAGGUGCAGGCGUGUCUCGUGUGUCCGGGGAAGUUGCUGAAGAAUAGAGCCAUGACUGAGAUCCAUAGAAAAUCACACACGCAUAUUCGGCGCCACAGUCGUUUCAUCGCCAAAGCUGGCAAAGCAGACUCUGCGGAUGACCCACGAAGUCUGCUACACGCCUCAGUGCAAGCAAACGGAAAUGGGCCAGAAGGGGAACUCUCAAGACGCGCUCAGAAACGGAAACUCAAACAGAGUGUCAUCAGAGCGAAGCGUGAAAAGCAAAAAGUGAUGCGUGCGAAGGCGAAGGCACACAAGGACAAGAAGGCUGCAUCGGCAGCAACUAUACCCCGGGAGUCUACUUCCCCCAAGCCUCAGAAGAAGAAACGGAAAACAGAGGGCGGCGCCGUCACGCAGGACAUUUUGCACAUCCAGCCUACAGUGCAGCCGAAAGUCAAGACGCAGAUCACAGUACAGAAGAUAUCACGAGAGAUGCAGCCAGUGGCGAAGGCUCCGCCCGGGAAAAGGGGCACAGAGAGAAACGACAUCUCCAACUCCCCAUCCAAGCGGAGAGAGGAUGGAAAGCAGUACGAGAAGUCGCGGAAUAAGACGGUGGGUGUGAAACGAAAAAGGCCUCGCAGUGAUGUUUGA
Molecule: messenger RNA, 945 nt
Organism: Sparassis crispa
Lineage: Eukaryota; Fungi; Basidiomycota; Agaricomycetes; Polyporales; Sparassidaceae
Exons: 3
Coding region: 1-945 (314 amino acids)
Source: RefSeq, a predicted model, not a curated record